GACCUCCUCCAUUCAUGUGGCAUCGAUUAAAAGCCCUCAUUGGUCAGUGCACUCAUUCCACUAGACUUCUCUCAUUAUCUAAAAAGGAAAAACAACCAUCAAUGGAGUCCCCAAGCUGGAGGUGUUCUCUGGACCUUCAAGGCUGUGCAAAUUUCUUCAUCAUCCUCCUCGUCACCCUCUUCUUCCUCAUCCGUAUCCUGUACCUCGCGAGGCCAAAACUGUGGUGCAACUGCGAGAUAUGCCAAACCUACCUCUCGCUCGGAUGGUCGAAGAGCUAUGUCAAUCUUUGCGACUGGUACGCUCAUCUCCUCCGGAGCUCGCCGACCAAGACGGUCCACAUACACGUCCUCGGCAACACAAUCACGGGAAACCCAGAUAACGUUGAGUACAUGCUCAAGACGAGGUUCGAGAACUUCCCCAAGGGGAAACCCUUCUCAACGAUCUUGGGGGAUUUUCUCGGCCAGGGGAUUUUCAACGUCGAUGGUGAUUCAUGGAAGUUUCAGAAGAAGAUGGCAAACCUAGAGCUUGAUCGGUUCGCGAUACGAUCCUAUGCGUUCGAGAUUGUGAAGUGCGAGAUCGAGAACCGGCUCGUGGCGCUCUUUUCAUCCGUCGCAGGCCAAGAGGGCGGAGUCCUCGACUUGCAAGAUGUGUUUAAAAGAUUUUCAUUCGAUUGCAUAUGUAGGUUCUCGUUUGGCCUGGACCCGAGAUGCCUAGAGCUGUCCUUGCCCAUGUCAGAAUUCGCUCUUUCCUUCGACCUGGCAUCUAAAUUGUCCGCAGAACGAGCCAUGGAGGCAUCGCCUUUGGUUUGGAAGAUUAAAAGGGCGUUCAAUAUAGGGAGUGAGAAGAGACUAAAGGAAGCAAUUAACAUGAUCAACAUUCUUGCUCUUGAAGUCAUUAAGCAAAAGCGCAAGAUUGGAUUCUCCAACCACAGAGAUCUCCUAUCCCGCUUCAUGUGCACAGUAAGCGACGAGACAUACCUAAGGGACAUCAUCGUGAGCUUUCUUCUAGCUGGCCGCGACACGGUCGCAUCAGCCCUGACCAGUUUCUUUUGGCUCAUAGCCAAGAACCCUCAAGUGCUAUCGAAAAUUCAUGCCGAGCUGGAUCGUGUUAUGGGCGAUCAGGAGCUGGUGAGCUACGAUCAAAUCCGGGAACUGCCUUACCUGCAGGCUGCGAUUUAUGAGAGUAUGAGGCUCUAUCCACCCAUACAAUUCGAUUCGAAAUUUUGUGAGGAUAACGAUAUUUUGCCCGACGGGACAUUUGUGAAGAGAGGCACGAGGGUUACUUACCACCCCUACGCAAUGGGUCGGAUCGAGGAUAUAUGGGGCCCGGAUUGUUUGGAGUACAAGCCGGAAAGGUGGCUAAAGAACGGCAUCUUCUUUGCGGAGAACCCAUACAAGUACCCGGUCUUCCAAGCGGGACUUAGGGUUUGUUUGGGGAAAGAAAUGGCUCUCUUGGAGCUGAAAAGCGUGGCAGUCUCGUUGCUCCGGCGGUUCCAAAUAGAGCUGGUGACCCCGGACCAGGUGAUUCGAUUCUCUCCAGGGCUCACCGCCACCAUCAGGGGGGGGCUCCCGGUUGUGGUACGAGGAACUUAAAGCCCCACAAGCAGACAUCGCAGGUUCGUCCCGUUCGGUUUGCCUUUCCAUAAGGGGGCCAAUAGAGUACUAUGUUGUCCAAAAACCAUGUGAUAUUUCCUCUUUUGUUGCGUCUCCUUGGUCCGUAUUCGUAGCAUAUAGUGUGAAUUCGCUGAAUAUGCCGGUGGGUGCUCCUUUUUCCCCCUUCUGACGCUCCAAUGAAAAUUUGAAGGGUGUUAUCCAUGAAAAGAAAGGUCGAAGUAGUGGUCUGAAAUUGAUUUAAAUUGUCUUCAAGGACUAUCUCCUUCCCUCUCUCAACCCAGAUGAACAGAAAUGUCUGGCUAGUGCUGGUAAUGGCUUGUGUGUUCUUUCUUGUGGAAAAUGAUGGGUAAUUGAAGUUCUUCAUUAUUGCUUUUUCCCUUUUCCUUUUUUUUUUUUAUGAAAAUUCUCGUUCUGUAAAGUUCAUGUAGCUCAUAGGAAGAUCGCUGGUAUUAUGCCUUGCCCCAAUGUAAUGUUGGGGGAGCAGAAAAUGUAAUCUGGUGGGAAACAAACGAGUGAUCAAUCAUAUAAUCAUGCUUAUUUCUGUGA
Messenger RNA from Eucalyptus grandis, 2159 nucleotides. Its product is annotated as cytochrome P450 94C1. Gene Ontology annotation, molecular function: heme binding; oxidoreductase activity, acting on paired donors, with incorporation or reduction of molecular oxygen; iron ion binding. The record is from RefSeq and is a predicted model, not a curated record. The coding region runs from base 15 to 1592 and encodes 525 amino acids. Lineage: Eukaryota; Viridiplantae; Streptophyta; Magnoliopsida; Myrtales; Myrtaceae. The transcript has a single exon.